AAACGCGAGGUGCCUCCCACCCUCCACUCUCGCCUUCUCAGUGUAAGAGAAGAAGAGAGUUUACAGCUGUCACACGCCGUAACAGAAAAUGGCAACGGCGAAACCGAAACGUAACUUCCCUCCGAUAACAGAAUGCAACGGAACUGCUUCGUCGGCGCGUGAGUCCGUCGCCGCCGACCUCGACGGCACGCUUCUCAUCUCCCGGAGCUCGUUCCCGUACUUCAUGCUCGUCGCCGUCGAAGCCGGAAGCCUCUUCCGUGGCCUCAUCCUCCUCCUCUCCCUCCCCUUCGUCAUCGUCUCCUAUCUCUUCAUCUCGGAAGCCAUCGGAAUCCAGAUCCUCAUCUUCAUCUCCUUCGCCGGACUCAAAAUCCGCGACAUCGAGCUCGUCUCACGCGCCGUUCUUCCCAGGUUUUAUGCGGCGGAUGUGAGGAGGGAGAGCUUUGAGUUGUUUGAUCGGUGCAAGAGGAAGGUGGUGGUGACGGCGAACCCGACGGUGAUGGUGGAUGCGUUUGUGAAGGACUUUCUCGGCGGGGAUAAGGUGUUGGGAACUGAGAUUGAGGUGGAUCCGAAGACGAAGAAAGCUACUGGGUUCGUGAAGAAGCCUGGUGUGCUGGUGGGAGAUCAGAAGCGUUUGGCGAUUUUGAAAGAGUUCGGUGAGGAAUCGCCUGAUAUUGGACUUGGAGAUCGUAAAACUGAUCACGAUUUCAUGUCUAUUUGCAAGGAAGGGUAUAUGGUGCCACCAAGCAAAUCAGCAAAACCAGUCCCACAAGACCGGCUGAAGAGCAGGCUCAUCUUCCACGACGGCCGCUUCGUGCAGCGACCAGACCCACUCAACGCCCUCAUCACCUUCACAUGGCUCCCCUUCGGCUUCAUCCUCUCCAUCAUCAGAGUCUACUUCAACCUCCCUCUCCCUGAACGCAUUGUCCGCUACACCUACGAAAUGCUGGGCAUCAAGCUCGUCAUCCGCGGCCACCGCCCUCCACCACCAUCCCCAGGAACCCCCGGCAACCUCUACGUCUGCAACCACCGCACCGCCCUCGACCCCAUCAUCAUCGCCAUCGCCCUCGGCCGUAAAGUCUCAUGUGUCACCUACAGUGUCAGCAAGCUCUCCCGCUUCCUCUCCCCCAUCCCGGCGGUCGCGCUCACCCGCGACCGCGCCGCCGACGCCGCCCGUAUCAAGGAGCUUCUCCAAAAGGGUGACCUCGUGGUGUGCCCUGAGGGCACCACGUGCCGUGAGCCUUUCUUGCUGAGGUUCAGUGCUUUGUUUGCAGAGCUCAGUGACCGGAUUGUCCCCGUCGCCGUUGACUGUAAGCAGAGCAUGUUCUACGGGACCACCGUGCGUGGUGUCAAGUUCUGGGACCCUUACUUCUUCUUCAUGAAUCCUAGGCCGGUUUAUGAGGCUACCUUCCUUGACCGGUUGCCGGAGGAGAUGUCGUGUAAGGCCGGAGGGAAGUCGUCGAUUGAGGUGGCGAAUCAUGUCCAGAAGGUGUUGGGGGAUGUUCUUGGGUUUGAAUGCACUGGCUUGACCAGGAAAGAUAAGUAUUUGUUGCUGGGAGGGAAUGAUGGGAAGGUGGAGUCCAUGUAUAGUGGCAAGAAGCAGUGAAAGGUAAUAAUAUAAGCUCUGCUUUUGGAAGAAUUGAGUAAUAUUGUUGGUUUGAUUGUUUCAGCGUUUAUUGAUCAUAAGGAAAAUGUUAGCUAGCAAAUAGCAAUGUGUAUUUUUUUGGUGAACCCCUUUCAGAUGGGGUUUUGUUAUGGAUUUGUAAUGAUUUAAAGAAUUUAGAAUAUGUUUUUGAAGAUCACUUUCUAUAUAUGUGACUUUAAUUUUGUGGGGGGAGGGGGGCUACACUCAUCCAUUCAAUGUCAUUGAUUUUUUGUUCAA
Messenger RNA from Lotus japonicus, 1879 nucleotides. Its product is annotated as probable glycerol-3-phosphate acyltransferase 8. Gene Ontology annotation, molecular function: glycerol-3-phosphate 2-O-acyltransferase activity; phosphatase activity. The transcript has 3 exons. NCBI's taxonomy places the organism in Eukaryota, Viridiplantae, Streptophyta, Magnoliopsida, Fabales, Fabaceae. Gene Ontology annotation, biological process: cutin biosynthetic process. The record is from RefSeq and is a predicted model, not a curated record. Gene Ontology annotation, cellular component: membrane. The coding region runs from base 89 to 1603 and encodes 504 amino acids.